UAUCAUCCUAUCCUUAUCUUCGUCUAUAACAGAUGGUGAGGUAUAGUCGACUGCUCGAAAUCCUCUAAACUGAACCUCUGGCUAUUCUUCAAAAAUUUUGUAGGACUCCAUUUUAGGAGGGGUUCUAGUGAACUCUGUGACAAGUCUUUACAGAGUUAACAAGGAUGCCUGUGUCUGUGGAUGGACCUCUUCUGUGUCCAGCAUGCGGCUCAAAGCAAGAGGUACCUCCAGGGUCAGCAGGUCAGGAGGAGUACGCGGGGACCUGCAUCAGCUGCGGCUUCUACAUGAAACUACGACUACAACAGGGAGCUAGCGACGGCGUCACCUUCACAGUGAAUGGCAUUCAGUGCACAGUGGGAGAUGAGUUUAACCCCGCCACAUCCCUCAACGAGUACCUGAGGAGGACAGGUGUGUCUCGGGGUACGAAGCAGCUGUGUAUUGAAGGAGGGUGUGGGGUGUGUCUGGUGGCCGUGAAACUGUACGAGCCGGUCAGCGCCACGUCACAGGUGUACGCAGUCAACUCGUGUCUAGUCCAACUGUACAUGUGUGACGGGUGGGAGAUAACGACCAUCGAAGGACUGGGCAAUGUCCGAACUGGCCUCCAUGCAAUACAAAAGCGUCUGACUAAGUACAAUGGAGCUCAGUGUGGCUUCUGUAGCCCCGCCCAAGUAAUGAAUAUGUAUGGUUUGCUUCAGAGAAACCCCACACCCACCAUGCAGCAGGUUGAGGACGCCUAUGAUGUCUCUAUUUGUCGCUGCACAGGCUACAGAUCAAUCUUGGACGCCAUGAAGUCUUUUGCUACAGACGCUCCAUCCAGCCUACAAGGAGGCAUGAUUGAUAUCGAGGAUUUGAACCCCAAGAUGUGCAAGCAGACGGGAAAAAGAUGCGAGGGCAAGUGUGACAAGAAGUCUGACAAGAAGAGUUGUUCCAGUGAUCGACAGCAAGACAGCGGUUCCCUGGGUAACGUGGGCGCCAGGGCUGUGUGGUUCAAACCCACCACACUGCAAGAACUUUACUCUCUGCUCCAUCAGCACCGCACGGACAACUACCGCCUGUUCUUUGGCAACACUGGCUAUGGUGUGUACAAAGAGAUCGGACCGUGGAUGUAUGACAAAAUGAUUGACAUCAGAGGAAUACGUGAGCUGUACAGGAUUGAGUUCACUCCCUCGCUGGUGUGGGGCGCUAACCUGACGCUGACCAACAUCCACGACCUGUGCGACAAGGCGCGCAGCAACGCAUCACUGCCGUACGCCGCCGUCUUCGCGGAGCACAUCAAGAAAGUGGCCAACAAUGGCGUCAGGAACCUGGCAUCAUGGGCAGGCAAUCUGAUGCUGAAACACAGACAUCCAGAGUUCCUCUCUGACAUCUACACCAUGCUGGAUGUUGUUGGUACCAGACUCCUGAUUGGCGACGAUUUGGGAAACAAAAGCCAGUGUACACUGAAAGAAUUUCUCAGCCUGGACAUGCAGGGCAAAGUCAUCGAGGCAGCCUUACUCCCAACCUACACCGACACCAACAACUACAUCCGACUUUAUCGUGUUUCACAGCGACUACAGGCUGACCAUGGUCACGUGAUAGCAGGGUUCAACAUGAAGAUAGACAAGACCAACAACUGCACGGUGCUACAACGACCAACUAUCGUGUUCCAGGGCAUCAGUGGCACUCUGAACCGUGCUGAAAAUACAGAGACCUUUCUAGAAGGGAAGCAGUUGGGUGAUCCUCAAGUUCUCAAAGACUGCUUUUCCAUGCUGAGCAUUGAGCUGACCCCUGCCAGUGACCCUCUACUGGCCAGUGCUGAGUAUCGCCGAAGUGCUGCGAUGUCAUUCUUCUACAAGUACGUGCUGGACGUGUGUGGAGACAAGGUGGCUCACAGGUAUCAGAGUGGCGGCGCCAGUCUGGUGCGCCCAGUGUCGUCAGCAAGUCACUCGUACGACACUCGCAGGGAGGAGUGGCCCCUCAACGAGCCCAUGACAUCCGUUGACGCAGACUACCUGGUUUCUGGAAUGGUUCGAUACCUUGAUGACAUCCCGCAGGAGAAAAACGAGCUGCACGCUGCCCUUGUUAUCAGCAAAGAGGGAACGCUGACAUCGCCUCCAUUGACGCCCAGGUGGCGCUGUGUUUACACUUUACCAGGGGUGUACAAGUUUAUCCAAGCAUCUGAUUUUCCAGCCGGCGGAAAAAAUAAUUUCAACCUGUUUGGUCAAACGCCAGAGGAGAUUCUCUCAAGUGGUCGCGUGGAGUAUGCCGGCCAACCCAUUGGCAUCAUUGUUGCAGACGAUCCUCAGAUGGCAAGUACAGCUGCCUCCAUGGUCAAUGUGACCUACAAGAAUGUCCAGCCUCCGUUGGUGAACCUCAGGACGGCCAUCAGCCAGAAGUCGUUCUUUCCCCAUCAGAGGGAUCCUGUCAUCAGAGGUGACCCAGACUUGGCCAUAGCCCAGUCCCCCCGUCGCCUGACUGGGUCUAUAGAGGUAGGAGACCAGUACCACUUCUACCUGGAGUCACAGAGCAGCAGGUGUGUCCCCAACGACACGGGGGGCAUGGACGUGCGGGCGACAACCCAGUGGGUGGACGGUACAGCAAAGGUUGUGGCAGAGGCCCUCAACAUCCCAGUCAGCAGAGUAAACAUGGAAGUCGAACGCAUAGGAGGCGCUUUCGGAGGGAGGAUCACUCGCAAUGGAAUGGUCUCUGGAGCAUGCGCCUUGGCUGCCUACAUCAUGCAAAGGCCAGUGCGCUUGGUGAUGGACCUGCACACAAAUAUGAAGUCGCUUGGAAAACGUCUCCCGUGUGUUGGCGAGUACGAGGUGGGAUUUACCGAGGAAGGAAAGAUGAACGGAAUCAAAUUCACUUACUACUUAGACUGCGGUCACAAUGAUGCUGAAUCAGGAGCAUUUUAUGUUCCCACGUACAUCGACAAUGUGUACUAUAUUCCAAACUGGAAUCUUACAACAGUCUCUGUGAAAACAAAUAAACCAACCAACACCGCCUGCCGUGCUCCAGAUGCCCUGCCGUCUGAGUUCAUGAUCGAGACUGUGAUGGAGCAUAUUGCGAAAUCCCUCAACAAGGACCCCACGGAAAUUCGAAAACUUAAUUUCUACCAAAAAGGGCAGUUUGCUCUGAACGGCACAAGGCUGGACUACUGCAACAUCGGGGACAUUGUUUCCCAGAUAGAAACAUCUUCUGACUUUGAAGCCCGAAAACGUCACGUGGCCGAGUUUAAUCAGGCAAACCGUUGGAGAAAGCGUGGCCUUUCCCUGGUCCCCACAAGGUAUGGGAUGGCCUGGACAAUGGGAAAGUACAGCGUGUUUGUGGCCAUCUUCCACUCAGAUGGCUCCAUCGCAAUCGAACAUGGCGGCAUCGACAUGGGACAGGGAAUAAAUACAAAGGUGGCGCAGGUGUGCGCCUACGAGCUGGGUGUACCCAUGUCGCUGAUCCAGGUCAAAAACAAUUCUUCUACCGUCAACGCCAACUCUGUCGUCACCGCAGGCUCCAUGGGCAGUGAGCUGUGCAGCAUGGGAGUUAUCCAGUGUUGUCAGAGACUGAAGGCGAACAUGGCGCCAGUUCGGAUGAGGAUGCCGACAGCGCCAUGGAAGGACAUUGUUAGCGAGUGUUACCGCAGCGGAAUCGACCUUUCAGCCCACGCCUACACCAACCCCGUCAGCCAGUUCCCCAACCAGUACAGUGUGUACGGAGCUGCCGUGGCGGAGGCGGAGGUGGACAUCCUCACCGGCCAGUCACAGAUCAACCGCGUGGACAUCUUGUACGACUGCGGCGAAAGUUUGAAUCCAGAAAUAGACAUCGGUCAAGUGGAGGGUGGAUUUAUGAUGGGUCUGGGAUGUCACCUGCUGGAGGACAGCAAAUUUGAUCGAACUGGAGUUCUUCUCACGGAUGGAACUUGGGAGUACAAGCCACCCUUACCUAAAGACCUGCCGAUAGAUUUCCGGGUGAACUUGUUGAGAAACGCACCCAAUCCUGUCGGGGUACUUCGGUCCAAAGCCACCGGCGAGCCUCCGGUUGCCAUGAGCAGCUCCGCCCUCUUCGCCAUCAAGCACUGUGUGGAGGCUGCACGUGCAGAGAUAGGUCACGACACGUACUUCCCACUGAAUUCACCUGCACUGGUGCAGCAUGUCCAGACAGCCUGCCAGGUGAACCCUACUCAGUUCACUUUUGGAAACUGAUCGUCUGUCCACGAACUGUGUUAUACCAAAGGAACUGAUGAAGAGUGAAUACAACUGCUGAUUAGCCAAGACUGUGCCAAGAUUGCUGCCAAAAUUGUUUCUAAACUUUACUAAAAAUAGUUUCAAUGAUUUUAUCAAGAUUCUUUUAAAAGGUGUAUGGUGUACUUGUUUUCUUAGGGCUUCAUAACCCAUUUUUUUAAUCAAGCACAAUAUAAAUAUAUGUUCAUAACCCAUUUUAUUACAGUACCAUGCUAAGCGCGAUAUAUUCGCCAUGAACAUUUUACUAACACAUCAGCACAAAGCCAGUCUGCAAGUCUGGAAACUCCAUGGCUUCGAAUAUCACCGAUGAAAGCACAGACAACAAACAUCACGUUUUAUAACUUCUGGUGAACAGGCAACAUUAACUUGAUUGUGUAUCUUCAACUCCAUUAAAACAAAAAGUGUUUACAUGAAACAACUCUGACUUUAACAUUGAUAUCGAUGUAAAUACAUUCGUAGGAGGAUUUAUUUUCUUGGAAUUCGCGUGGAAGUGGGAAAAUGCGCUCAAUAGAUGAUGAUGAUGAUGACGAUGAUUUUUCUUCUUCUUCUUUAUUAUUAUUAUUAUUAUUAUUAUUAUUAUUAUUAUUAUUAUUAUUAUUAUUAUUAUUAUUAUUGAUUAAAUCUUACUACGUGAAAAUAGUUGUAAAACGCAUGAAGCUGCUGUUACGAUGCGCAUUUUAUUUUCUUGUUUGUUAUUUCUAACAAUUUUGUUUUGUCACAUAAAGGCUUAUAAGCAGAAA
Messenger RNA from Pomacea canaliculata, 4954 nucleotides. Its product is annotated as xanthine dehydrogenase-like. The record is from RefSeq and is a predicted model, not a curated record. Gene Ontology annotation, molecular function: FAD binding; iron ion binding; 2 iron, 2 sulfur cluster binding. Lineage: Eukaryota; Metazoa; Mollusca; Gastropoda; Architaenioglossa; Ampullariidae.